CUGCACUACGGGAGCCUCCUGGACAGCAGAGCUUGUGCCCAGAUGGCAGCAGCUGCCUGGGGCAGUGGCUUUCUGUACAGUGUCCUGCACACAGCCAACACAUUUUCCCUGCCCCUCUGCCAAGGCAAUGCUGUGGACCAGUUCUUCUGUGAGAUCCCCCACAUCCUCAAACUCUCCUGCUCAGAUGCCUACCUCAGGGAAGUUUUGUCUCUUGUGUUUAGUGGUUUUUUAGGCUUUGGUUGUUUUGUUUUCAUUGUGGUGUCCUAUGUGCAGAUCUUCAGAGCUGUGCUGAGGAUGCCCUCUUCUCAGGGCCAGCACAAAGCCUUUUCCACGUGCCUCCCUCACCUGGCUGUGGUCUCCCUUAUGGUCAGCACUGCCAUGUUUGCCUACCUGAAGCCCCCCUCCAUUUCCUCUCCAUCCCUGGACCUGGUCGUGUCAUUUCUGUAUUCAGUGGUACCUCCAGCACUGAACCCCCUCAUCUACAGGAUGAGAAACAAGGACUUAAAACGUCGUCAUAAGACCUAUCUCAAAGACCUUGGAAAGGACAGAUUGAUCAAAGAGGUUCCUCGGGACGUGGAAAAGGCAGAUGUCGAAAGCAUCUUCUACUUCAAGGCUAAGCAGAUGGAUGAUUAA
Messenger RNA from Anas platyrhynchos (mallard), 633 nucleotides. NCBI's taxonomy places the organism in Eukaryota, Metazoa, Chordata, Aves, Anseriformes, Anatidae. The record is from RefSeq and is a predicted model, not a curated record.